CGAACCAUCUAAAGUGCAGGUGCUAACAUAAAUACAGCCUGCGGUUCUUCGUGUACGGGCUGUUUCUGGACACGUCGUACAUCGGCAUGGCCUCAUUCACGUCUGCUGGCAACGUGAAGCGUCGCACCAGUAGUGCGGCCAGCCACCGGCGGCCCUUCUGGGCCAAGACGGAAAAGUCUCUCAAGCUGUACAUCGAGAACCCGCGGGGCAGCGAGUCUUCGGCCAAGGCGCACUCACUCAAGGUAGUUGACUAUGGCAUCGACAACUUCUCGUACGAUCCGGACCAGCUCGCAGCUUUCGUGAUGCCGGCAAACCUUCCUGAGCGCAUUCCGCAUGAGCUUCUUGACAAGACUAUCGACUGGCAGAAGGCGGGCGCGGCACUCUGCACUACGCUGAAUCGCAUUAGCUUGUCAUACAACAACGCCGUGAACUCGGCCUUCCCGCACCGGUCAAAGAGUGUCUCGUUCGGAACGAGUUCCGACGAACAGGCGACCUCGGGCGCUGCAGUCUCGUCGCCUCCAGAAUCUCCACUGUCACCGAGUCCGAUCAAGGCCCUAACACUCCAUCAGCUGGAGAAGCUGACAACGACUGCACGCUCCGAGGUCACACUUCCCAUGGGAAUGGAGUCGCCACCCUACACUCCGUUCGAUGCUUCCAGCUACGGCUCACCUGUCAGUUUCGAGAAGGGCAAAGAAGCGGCUAAUCUGAUUCCCGAUCUUGCACUCGUUGACAACCAGCUGUCACCUCUGCCGUCUCUCGAACUGAUGUCAUCCGCCUACAGCCCAAUCUCGUGGGAGUACUUUACUAAGCAGUACGACGAGCAGCUGAGGGACUGCAAGAUCGCAUACCAGCGUGUCCGUGGCUACGGUCGAACCAUCGACAUCAUGCUUAUUGAGCUCAGCCGAGUCAUGAAGCCAGAGAUCAAGCUCGCCACCAUUGACUACCGUAAAUGGUGGGAGUCGUUGCAGCUCAAGGUCAGCGAGCUCCGCAAGGUUGUCGAGACUCUCAAGAGGCCAACCCUGGACAAUGUGACACAGGCCUGAGAGACUAUACUCGAAGGGUCUCCGUGAUCGUGCUUUGGGUCACAAGCCACAGAGGUCGGCGACUUGAUCGUCGCUCCUUCGCGCAUAAUGCACUGCACCUGCGAACAGCACUUCAGGACACGUUGAAUAUUACAGGCUGGUCCUUCAUGGCGCGGGC
Baudoinia panamericana UAMH 10762 is the source of this 1200-nucleotide messenger RNA. RefSeq lists its product as uncharacterized. The record is from RefSeq and is a predicted model, not a curated record. NCBI's taxonomy places the organism in Eukaryota, Fungi, Ascomycota, Dothideomycetes, Mycosphaerellales, Teratosphaeriaceae. The transcript has a single exon. Bases 87 to 1043 code for a protein of 318 amino acids.